AUGUAUCGGUAUAUAGUACAAAUUUUUAUUAUUAUUUCUGGAUUUAAUAUUGCAAAUGGGAAAUAUGUGGAAGGACAUUUGAAAACGUUUGAGAAUUGGGCUUUCUUGGCGAGAUUUUGCUUUCUAUCUCAUCAUGGCCAAUAUGAAUAUCAUAUUGAAUACAGUAAAAGUUUAGGUGUACCAAAUUUGCUGCUCUAUUAUGACAGCGAAACCCAAUGGCCAGCAGUGUAUAAAACAAAGAAGACAUGUGCUCAAAAAGAAGCUGUCCUUAGCAUUCAGGACAACCAAAUAAUACCAUUAAGUACACUUUAUCCUGAUAGUAUAAGAUCAGGAUGCUACAUAAGAGAUCCGGCAACCUCAGAAGACGAUAAUGGAAAACAUAUAAGAAAUACAACAAAAAAGCCAAAAUACCCGACCACUACCGAAGAUGCCACAUAUUUCGAUCAAUUUCUAAAGACUACUACUGCAGAUUAUACGACUACAGAAGAAAAUUUUAAUAUCACUACUAGCGAUACCAAUGCAGAAUCCACAACCAUGGAAGAAAUAACUACUAUAAAUUAUGAAACAAAACUGGAGGAACAAACUGAAAAUCUAUUUGAUCCUAAUGUUUCACUUAAAGAGAAUUCAAGAAUAAAAAGGCAUUCAUUGGAUACUGAAGGAAAAGCUACUCUGACGGUGGUGUGUAGACAAAAAGGUAGAUUCUUAAGUGCCAGAGAAAGAUGGUGGUACAUUGCUGUUAGCAAUUGCAGGACCAACAAGGGAUUGGACAUUCGUUAUAAAUUUCUGAUGACCAACGGAGAACCUGGCGAUUACUGGCAUGAACAUUUCUCUGCCGAUGAAAUGUAUAUAUUGCCUAUACUAAUGUUCUACUGCAUGGUGUAUCUACUCAUGUUUCUUGCUGUAUUAAUCUGUUCUGUGGAAUUGCGUUCAAGGCAUUUGCUCCACACCACAUAUAAAGUUUUUUGUACUUCUGUGGUUUUGCAAGAAUUUGGAAUAUUAGCAAACAGUAUUGCUUAUGUUAAAUAUGCUUUAUCGGGACUUGGACCACAUAAUACGUUGGGUAGUGUAAUUAUGGCAUCAAGUGAAGUUGUAUUUCUCACAUUAUUAUUGCUCAUGUCGAAAGGAUUUACCAUAACCCGAGCAAGACUGUCAGGCAAAACAAUUAUAAAACUAGUGGUUUUCAUCAAUACUUAUGUGAUAACGUACUUCAUUUUAUACGCGCAAUCUGAAAAAUUUGAUCCUGGAGAGGUUUUGUACUUGUACGAAUCAGUAGCUGGAUUUGGACUAUGUGGUCUAAGAAUAGUCGCCUGGGGAAUCUUUAUAUGCUCUGUAGCUACUACCAUAAAAAAAUAUCCCGAAAAAGGUACUUUUUAUUAUCCUUUUAGCGUUUUUGGAUCUUUGUGGUUCAUUUCUGGGCCAGCUUUCAUAUUGAUUGCAAAUAGUCACAUCGACAACUGGGUCAGAGAAUCUGUUGUCUGUGGAGUCCAGUUAUUUAUAGCAUUUGCUGGACAUGCAUUCUUUCUGUUUUUAACUGUACCAUCUCGAGCAAAUAAAAACUUUCCAUAUCACAUUCGAACAAGUCAAAUAGGAGUGGCAGAAAAUCAAGAUGGAGAUUUUGUUCAUCAUCCAUACGAACCUAGCCAGCAAACUUAUAUAAUCCCAUUAACUAGAAGAACUGAAGAACUCCUAAAUGGCGUGUAUUCUCAGUAUCUCCCUAAUGGUUCAGCACACCUGAACGAGCUGCCCCCAAUACCAGCUCGUAGAAAAUCCCACAUAUCCUUCCCCUUGGAGGAACCCAGCGCGCCAUCUUUAACGCACCUAGACGGAAAUAAUACUCAACCAACUUCUCCAAAUUUCCUGCAAAACUCAACAGGCGACUUGAACGAAAACCCUGCUUCACCAUCAACAAAUGUUCAAACCCCAGAACAAUCUAAAAGCGGACAACGUACACCGACAUCUGACACCAUCCUGACGCCAAAUGUCGACGAGCAAUUCGACAAGCUAAAGUCCAACCCCUUUGUGAUUCAACCCCAGGCGGCUAGGAGGAAUAAGUUGUUAUUGCAGCCGUUAGAUCGCAGCAAGAUUACUUUGAAAAAUGCGGAAAUCACAAGACUCAGUUUUAGGAGGGGUGGACAAUUAAAAAAUGAAACCGAAGCCAAUGGUGAUAUCAAAACGACGGUCCCGAAGCUUUCUGGGGAAGAGGAAGAAGAUAGUAAUGUUCCUCUGCAUUUGUUUGCUUCGAAGAAUUUAUAG
This is a messenger RNA of Ctenocephalides felis (cat flea), 2253 nucleotides long. RefSeq names its product transmembrane protein 145-like. Gene Ontology annotation, biological process: G protein-coupled receptor signaling pathway; response to pheromone. NCBI's taxonomy places the organism in Eukaryota, Metazoa, Arthropoda, Insecta, Siphonaptera, Pulicidae. The record is from RefSeq and is a predicted model, not a curated record. The coding region runs from base 1 to 2253 and encodes 750 amino acids. The transcript is spliced from 13 exons.